Molecule: messenger RNA, 2157 nt
Organism: Cladocopium goreaui
Lineage: Eukaryota; Dinophyceae; Suessiales; Symbiodiniaceae
Source: the annotation of a GenBank genome assembly
GCCCAAGCCAAAAGACAAGCUGUGGGGAUCGGAAAUCAGUACCUGAGCCUUUGCAAAGUGCCUCAAGGUCAAGGCCAUGAGCAAGCUCGGCAUGGAAGAGCACACCACUUUUUUCCUCAAGUUUUUGGGUGUAUUGUUCUUCCUCAUGACCUUUGGACAAGUUGGUCAGCUGGCUUAUUGUUGGCUGAUGACUGGUGGGCUACUGUGGCUGGCGCUGACAUCUGGUUUGGGCUUUUCGCACGAUGACUCUGUUGCAGUGCUUGCAGCAGUUUUUGGGCUCCGUGCGAUUCCCUUCAUCGGUAAGCGACUGAUGACCCUGGCAGCAACAUACCCGCUAGCCCUGACUUUCAGAUUCGCGUCGAAAAUUCUGCCCAAGUACACCAUAGAUGAGGCUCAGUUUUUCUCUUGCGAUGGCUGCUCGGAUGAAGUAGCUGCGCGACGAAAGGCAUCGCUUCAAGAACUGAGUGAGAAAUGGAAGAAGAAAUAUCCCAAAUGCCAAGAAUUCUCACUGGAGUUGAAGAAGAUGAUUUCAGACCUUCGGUUCACUUCUGCGCGCUGUUUUCCUGCAUUCAACGGUGUUGUGCAGAAGUACUUAGAUCCAUCAAUGGCGCUUGAUCGCACCGAAGGUGUUGAUGUGGUCGACAUCGAUGAGAACAGCGCCAUGGACAUCUCUGGCUCCUAUGGCGUCAACGUUUGUGGAUACGAGAAGUACAAGGAGUUCAUCGAAGAGGGUUGGACUACGGCCAAAAAGCAAGGGUUGUUCCUGGGAUCGUUGGACAAGACGGUUUUAGACAACAUUGCCCGGCUCCGCAAGAUCUCUGGACAACCAGAGGUGUCAUUCCACAUGUCAGGUACUGAAGCGGUAAUGUGUGCGGUGCGAGUUGCCCGCUUCAACACUCAGAAACCUUUGGUGGUGACAUUUGGUGGUGCGUACCACGGCUGGUGGGAUGGCAUGCAGCCAGUGGCAGGAAAUGAACGCCUGCCAAGCGAUGUGCUCUGUUUGAAGGACAUGAGCAACCUCUCCCUCAAGGUGAUUGAGGCUAGGAGCAGCGAAAUUGCUGCGGUGCUCGUCAACCCCCUCCAGUGCUUUCACUUGAACCAGUCACCACCUAGUGAUCCUGUCCUUUCGUCGAACAAUCGCAAGGUAGGUCCAACGCCAGGCUACAAGGAGUGGCUGCAUCGCUUGCGUGAUACCUGCAAGCAAGGAGGAAUUCCUCUCAUUUUUGACGAGGUGUACACCGGCUUCCGGUUGCAUCCCAGAGGAGCCCAAGGGGCAUACGACGUGAAGGCAGAUAUUGUUUGCUACGGGAAGACCCUGGGCGGCGGCCUGCCUAUUGGUGUGGUCUGCGGACCGACAGAUUUGAUGGCUCGAGGCGAUGCCAAGAAGGCAGCUCGGGUCAAUUAUGUCAUCGGUACCUUUGCUGGCCAUCCAUUUGUCAUGGCUAGCAUGAACGCCUUCUUGAAGUGGUUGGAGCUACCAGAAACUAUAAAGUCGUAUGACGUGAUGCAUGCCAACAUUGACAAUUUCAUCAAGACAGCAAACGCUAAGUUCCAGGAGAAGGACUACCCCAUUCAGUUGACAAACUGGUUCUCAGUGUGGUCCAUUUUGUACACCAAACCCGGCCGAUACCACUGGCUUUUCCAGUAUUUCUUGAAGGAUGCAGGCGUCAGCCUCAGUUGGGUCGGCACAGGAAGGCUUCUUUUCUCCCUUGAGUGGAAGAAAGAAGACUAUGAUAGGCUGCUUGAACGAUUACUAUCUGCUUGCGAACAGAUGCAGAAGGGCGGCUGGUGGGAGGAGCCCAAGGCCAACAUCAAAGCGAAACUGGGUGUUGAAAUUGGCACAGCGGUCUUCAAAAACGUUCUUGGCCUGACGGGUUAAGCUCAUAGCCACAUAGUGUGGAGCUCCGAGACUUUGCAGGUCCAGCAGACUGUAUGGUACAGUCCAUGGCACAGUCCAUGGCGCAGUCCAAAGGACUCGAUUUUCCGCGCUUCGCUCAACAAGCGAACUCUGCGAAACCAACUGCACCAGGCAGUUUUCGAUGUCAAGUCUGUUGAGAGCCACUGCAGGUGGCGCUCGACCCUCCAACGGCACUUGGACUCAAACCACCAAAAGUCGGUUCCCUGCGCAAAGCUUGCAGCCAAAAGGGAUGGCAGCUG